CCACUAAUCUUUCUCUCUCUCUCUCUCUCUUAAAGUUGGCGCGCUCUCUUCACAAGUUCCAUCACUACCCAAGAAGCGAGGGGGCGGGGUGGGGGGAACAGGCGGGAAGGCAUUAAUUACACCUAAAUCUGAAGUUUACGGCCUCAGGUACCACUUUGAUGGGGAGAGUUUCUGAAGCUUUCAUACAACCUGCAGUGCCUUUGCUGCUGCCGCUGUAGAUUUUCAGCUUAUUUCUUUCUGGUGCUGCUUCGCGCUGCUCUGUCAUGCCUAAAUCUAUCUCGUCACUGCCAAAGGUGCCUGAAUCAGGGUGAAUUCCACAAGAUUCACCAGCGGUUUUGCUCCUGUCCAAGGAGGAAGCGCGCAGCCCAGCUCCCCUAGUCUCUCUUCUUAAAUCCCCCUACCUACGACUGCCGAGGUUGGCCGCACGGCGGGAGUCUACCCGUCAGUCCUGGCCCUCCCCCGCCCCCCGGGUUGGUUUUUCCCAGCUGCGGAGGUUGGGAGGUUGGGCCAGGGGCUGGGGUGCGAAGAGAGUCGGCGCCCGCAGCGCGCAGCCGAGAAGUCGUCGCUACUCUGGUGGAACUGAGUUGGUUCUGGAGGCGGCGGGCGCGGAGGACCGGGAAGAGAGGUCCGGGCGGGGGCGGAGACACCCGGAGGCCGACCUUCCGCGGAGGCGGUGCGGGAAGGAACCUGGAAAAGGAGAAGUUUGGUCCCUCAGAGGAGCCAGCGAGGGGCGCCAACAAGAGGCGAGGAGGUGCCACCGGGGCGGCGGCAGGAAGAGGAGCGGGAGCAGGAUCGCUGAGCCGAGCGUACCAACCCGCCGUGCGUACUUUCUGGAGGGAAGGGGCGGGGGAAUCGGCCCCGGAGGGAAGCGCCCGGUGGCGAGGGGGUUAGCCAAGUUCCGGCUGCGGCGCCACUCCCUGGCUUCCACGAGAGGAAAGUUUUUUCCAGACGCUUCCGCCGGCUCGCACCCUCCGGGCCCAGCCCCCCGAGGCUUCGGAGCGGGCGCCGUCCCAGCCCAGCUCCGGGGAUACGCUAGCCGCGAUGCCUGGGGGGUGCUCCCGGGGCCCCGCCGCCGGGGACGGGCGGCUGCGGCUGGCGCGACUGGCGCUGGUUCUCCUGGGCUGGGUCUCCUCGUCUUCUCCCACCUCCUCGGCAUCCUCCUUCUCCUCCUCGGCGCCGUUCCUGGCUUCCGCCGCGUCCGCCCAGCCCCCGCUGCCCGACCAGUGUCCCGCGCUUUGCGAGUGCUCCGAGGCGGCGCGCACAGUCAAGUGCGUUAACCGCAAUCUGACCGAGGUGCCCACGGACCUGCCCCUCUACGUGCGCAACCUCUUCCUUACCGGCAACCAGCUGGCCGUGCUCCCUGCCGGCGCCUUCGCCCGCCGGCCGCCGCUGGCGGAGCUGGCUGCGCUCAACCUCAGCGGCAGCCGCCUGGACGAGGUGCGCGCGGGCGCCUUCGAGCAUCUGCCCAGCCUGCGCCAGCUCGACCUCAGCCACAACCCACUGGCCUACCUCAGCCCCUUCGCUUUCUCGGGCAGCAAUGCCAGCAUCUCGGCCCCCAGUCCCCUUGUGGAACUGAUCCUGAACCACAUCGUGCCCCCUGAUGAUAAGCGGCAGAACCGGAGCUUCGAGGGCAUGGUGGCGGCGGCCCUGGUGGCGGGCCGUGCACUGCAGGGGCUCCACCUCCUGGAGCUGGCCAGCAACCACUUCCUUUACCUGCCGCGGGAUGUGCUGGCCCAACUGCCCAGCCUCAGGUACCUGGACUUAAGUAACAAUUCGCUGGUGAGCCUGACCUACGUGUCCUUCCGCAACCUGACACAUCUAGAAAGCCUCCACCUGGAGGACAAUGCCCUCAAGGUCCUUCACAAUGGCACCCUGGCUGAGUUGCAAGGUCUGCCCCACGUUAGGGUCUUCCUGGACAACAAUCCCUGGGUUUGCGACUGCCACAUGGCAGACAUGGUGACCUGGCUCAAGCAAACAGAGGUGGUGCAGGGCAAAGACCGGCUCACCUGUGCUUUUCCGGAAAAAAUGAGGAAUCGGGUCCUCUUGGAACUCAACAGUGCCGACCUGGACUGUGACCCGAUUCUUCCCCCAUCCCUGCAAACCUCUUAUGUUUUCCUGGGUAUUGUUUUAGCCCUGAUAGGCGCUAUUUUCCUCCUGGUUUUGUAUUUGAACCGCAAGGGGAUAAAAAAGUGGAUGCAUAACAUCAGAGAUGCCUGCAGGGAUCACAUGGAAGGGUAUCAUUACAGAUAUGAAAUCAAUGCGGACCCCAGGUUAACAAACCUCAGUUCUAACUCGGAUGUCUGAGAAAUAUUAGAGGACAGACCAAGGACAACUCUGCAUGAGGUGUAGACUUAAGCUUUAUCCCUACUAGGCUUGCUCCACCUUUAUCCUCCGCUAUAGACACCACUGACUUUGACUAAAAGCAGUGAAAGGGUUUUGCUUCCUUGUUAUGUAAAGUUUCUCGGUGUGUUCUGUUAAUGUAAGACGAUGAGCAACUGUGUAUAGUGUUUUACCCUCUUCUUUUUCUUGGAACUCCUCAACACAUGUGGAGGGAUUUUUCAGGUUUCAGCAUGAACAUGGACUUCUUGCUGUCUGUCUCUCUCUCAGUACAGUUCAAGGUGUAGCAAGUGUACCCACACAGAUAACAUUCAACAAAAGCUGCCUCAACUUUUUCGAGAAAAAUACUUUAUUCAUAAAUAUCAGUUUUAUUCUCAUGUACCUAAGUUGUGGAGAAAAUAAUUGCAUCCCAUAAACUGCCUGCAGACGUUAGCAAGCUCUUCAAAAUAACUCCAUAGUACACAGGAGCACCUGCAUCCAAGAGCAUGCUUACAUUUUACUGUUCUGCAUAUUACAAAAAAUAACUUGCAACUUCAUAACUUCUUUGACAAAGUAAAUUACUUUUUUGAUUGCAGUUUCUAUGAAAAUGUACUGAUUUUUUUUUUAAAUAAACUGCAUCGAGAUCCAACAGACUGAAUUGUUAAAAAAAUAAAAUAAAAGAUUCUUAAAAGAAUUACGGUGUGUGCAAGUUUGCUUUGAAAAAAGGAUUAAGGGCAGGGUAUUCAAUGGCCUUGGUUCCGAUGAUAGUUAUUACUUAACAUAGCUGAGAAUCAAACUGUAGCAAUGUCUAAUAUAAAUAGAUUUGGGAGAUCGCCUUGAGAUGGUGGAUCCUUUUAGUAUUUAAAUGGAGAGUUUGAGUAUUCAUGUGACUAUAUGGUCCCAAAGUUAAUGCUAUUUAUGAAACAGUUUUGUAAGAGCAUAAUGAAUUGAUUAAAGCUAAGCGUUCUGUACAAUAAACAGUUCCCAGUUUGGGGCUUUUUCAAGGCUAAUGAAGUUAUUGUUGGUCUAGAAAAAUAGUGUUUACUUAAUAAAACUCUGAAAUUGUUCUGUGGAUUUUUAGAGCAGAAUUUGAAACAAAUAUGCAAAUAAAUAUGAAGAUAAAAUGUCUUAAAGAUAGACUAUUCUGAAAUAAAAGAUAUAAAAUAUAAAUUUAAAAAAUAUUUCUCAAUGUCAUAAUGUAAAUUGAAACUGAGAUUUUCUUGAGGAUAUUUUUUAAAAAACAUUUAAAGUGGAACAUAAAUGGUCUUUAGUUUAUCAGAGACCCAGCUAAUAUGUUUAAAAAGUUGACAUGAUUGAAUAUGAACUUGAGGAAAUAACCACAGAUAAAUGCCUACAUCUGUCAACAAAUGUCUCAAGUAUUUAUAGGUUCUUAAGUUCAGUGUUUUAAGAAUUUGAGGAUAUUUUGAUUUUAGCUAAGCUCUUCAUGAUGUAAGUAUAUACACCUUCGUGAAGAAUAAAUCACAGGUGUAAAUACAGGCAAUCAUUAAUUGAUACCAUCCAUAAUAUACAAGGCUUUUGUUUUUUGUCAGUUUAUUAUCUGCCAUUUAAGCUGAAAAGUAAAUUCCAUUAAUCAAUCUUCAAGCUCUUUUAUCGAGUGAUUUAAAUGUAGCCAUUAUUGCUUAACUGAAAGUAUUAGGUAAACUUGCAUCAGUAAGUCUUAGGGCCUGCUUUUCCUUUGAACUGGUUAUGUCCUUCAAUGCUUUAUGUUUGAAAUAAAAUCUGCAUUUUCUUAUUUUUAUAAAUAAAAUAGGAUCAGAUAGUAUUUUAGGUUCUAGAAAUCUGCUGAUUCCUUCUUUGAAUUAAAUUCAGAAAUUUUCAAAGUAGGGCUAAAAAUAAGUAAAUCUCUUCCUUUUUAUAAGUUAGAUUAUAUAGUCAGAAUAUGAAGCUGUAAUUCCUUAAAUUCCAUCAGGCUUGUUUUAUGAAAUACAGUAUUUAUUAUUUAAGGGUUAUAUUUCAGAUCCUAUAAUUACCUCAGAAAAAGCUAAAUAUUUGGCACUUAAAAUUCCAUCAAACAGUUUAAGUGUUCAUCAGAAAUUCCUACUGUCUGGUUGCCAUUAUUUAACAAGAACAAUGCGAUACUAAUCUGUCAAAAAUAGUGACCACUAUCUUAGCAAACUGUUGAUGGACUUCAGUUGGUAAGUCUUCUGAUAUUGUAGAAACAAAUUAUAAUAUUGAUAGAGCCUCUGUUGAGAAGAAUUGUUUCUUCAUCACAUGAUAAUCUAACAGUUUAAAGUGGAGCUUUAUUUAAGAACCAGGAAAGGAGUAGAUUCGUUAGUGUAGCUUUUCUCAUCAACUCCUUGAAGCAAUGAUGAAUCUGAUAAAGUGAAGCCAAGUUAUCCCUGUUAGGUAGAUGACUUCUUUGAAGUUAUAAUUUAUUGCUUCUUUUUCAUGCCCCUACUUAUUCUUUUGCAUGGACUUUCCAAUUACCACUGCUUUGUUUUCCAUCACAUCACUCCUUCCUGUUCUCCAAAAUAUGGAAAUAAAAAAGUCAAUAAAAAGAAAGAACACCUUAUUCUUAAGAUAAAAAUUGUUAUUAUUUGACAACAUUGAUAUUUUGCAGGCCUUAUACUUUUAAGUCUAUAAGUCUACAGAACAUUCUAAAUUCCUUGGAAGAUAGAGGCUAUAUAAAUUCAAUAAGUAUAAGGGAAUAUGGGAAAAAUAAAAGUAUCACUUUAUUUAAAAAUAAGACAAGUCUUUGUUUUAAAUACUGUUCUUAUUAUUAAUGCAGUAUUGACUCUAGAAACCUUCAAAUAUCCAUUUUUAAUAGUUGGUAAUACUCUUCAUUACUGAACGUAAAAUUUUCAACAUAAAACACCAUUUAUCCUUUACAAGUUUCAUUUGAAGAAAGUUAGAAAAAAUACUUAGAAAUUCAAGGACUUGAUAAAUCCCUUAAUUUAAAAAGCUAUUCAACUAUCCCAUAAAUUUUUAUUUUAAGUAGGAAACAUUUUGGGAUAAUACAGUUAUUUGGCCCUGAAUUAUAACUGCCCCCUUUGAUAGUAUCCAUUCUGUUUGCAGCAUUCGUUUUUGUAAUAGCAGUUUGGCUGCUAUGGGUGUGAUUCAAUGGUAACCUAUAAGGCAAAUUUGUACAGGAGCUGAUAGAUUUUUCUAACAAAAUAAGGAGACUUUGAAGCACAUUGAAUAGGAUUUUUUAAAUGAAUAGGAGUUUUUAAGGAAAAAGAGUAGGAGCUGGGGGGGAAGGCUGUUUGAAAUAAAUGAGCAAAUCACAAAUAAUAAAUCCUUUAGAAAUAUCUUUAUUGGCAGUAAGUGUGGAUUAUGCUCAUCUCAGUAUUUAAUUAGAAAUAACAUAUCUGUGUCUUCUGUCUUUUUAAUUAAAGUGGCUGUAGAAAAGAAGGUUCAGAUGAACUGAGAUUGUUUCCUUAGAAAUUGUUUGACUCUUUUCCUUUGACCUAAAACAGGGCUUACCUUGUUGAGGACCUUAGAGGCUUUGCACCUCUAGAUUGUGACUCUUUCAUAUCAUUUUAGUUUUUCUCCCAAGACUACACUAAAGGAGACAUCAUGAGAUUUGCAAGGUUAAAAACAAUUUUGCACGUGCUUCCCUCCUGCUCCGAAAUCCAGUCAUCCAGCUUUCAGAGCAGCACUGUAAAGUGAAGACAGACAUUUAUUAGAUGAAAUUCUGGUUUCACUUUUACACUUGUGCAAGGAUUUUUAACAGUAAAGGAGAGGAAAGGGAGAAAGUUAUAUUUCUAGAUAAUAUAUGAAAAUUACCUUGAUACUGUAUUUUUAAGAUCUUUCACCAAUACUUGCAGUGCUGCACUAGAAACAAUUAGUUUAAGAAAAUACUUUCCACAUUGUCCAGGUGAUCCUGUCACCUUUUAGAUGAGGAAAAACAUCUUCUUGAGGAUGUUUUGUACAGUUAUUUUCCCAUUGUUACUCUUAGAGACUUUUGUUUCAAAAAGGCAGGCUCAUUUUAUUUUGUUUUAUCUUAGAACAUUUUAGCAGCUCUUUGUCAUGGGUUAAAAAAAUCUAGAAUUAAAAAAAUGUGUAAUAUAUGAUUUGUAUCAUUUUUGACAAGAAUACAAAUUCUUAGUAGUUCAAAAUUGGAAGGGCUCUUAGAAGUGUCAAGCUCAGCUUUCCAUUCUACAAAUGAAGUAACUGACAAUUGUGACUUACUACGUUAUACAGUGACAACCAGGACACAAUCCUAGGGUUCUAGAUUCCCCUUCUGGUGCUGUUUUUACCGGAUGAUGGCAUUACUAAUUGCCUACCUUGAGGCCUUUGAAAUCCCCAUGUCUAUAAUAAAGAAAGGAAAUUGCUUUGGUGAAUUUAUUUGUUUUAUUGUUUUUGCUUUGAGUGAAUGCUUCAGUUUGCUCUAGAUUUUACUUUCAGUUUGUUAAAAAUUACCAUGUUUAAACCCCCCGAAAACAUUUAAUGUUGUCAAAAUGAUUUUUUCAUAACAAUCUUAUGAGUCUAUGAUAUAAUAGGAAAUAUUUUGGAAAUUUAAUGGUGAUAUUUCUUUGGAAAAGAAAAAUAAAAACUCUGGAAUGCUG
Macaca mulatta (Rhesus monkey) is the source of this 6845-nucleotide messenger RNA. NCBI's taxonomy places the organism in Eukaryota, Metazoa, Chordata, Mammalia, Primates, Cercopithecidae. The record is from RefSeq and is a predicted model, not a curated record.